AAUAAAUAUUUGCCAGUUGUCAGUCACAUCAGCUGGUGAACGCCCGCGCCGCUCACUUCUUGUCAAGUCGUUUUUUUAUUUAAGUUUAUUUUUAAGUUUAGCACCAGUUUUUGACAACCGGAGAUAGGUUUGUGAUUGGUCAAGAUGACGUGGGCGUGCGACGCGGGUCUGACGGGCGCCAUCGCCGGCAGCUACCAGCACGCGCUGCCGGUGUUCGCCAACACGCUGCAAGCCUUCAUGGCAGCGCAGUGUGCGUUGGUCGGCGACCAUCUCUGGCCAGCUGAUGCUCUGCAGAACGUCUUACAGGAUCCAAACUACGACUUCAUAGUGGUGGGAGCGGGGUCCGCCGGGUCAGUAGUGGCCAACAGACUGAGCGAGGUGCCCGACUGGAAGGUGCUUCUUAUAGAGGCUGGCGGCAACCCGACCUUGGGUACGGAGAUACCACAACUCUUCUUCAGCAAUAUCGGAUCUGAAAUAGAUUGGGGUUACAAGCCAGAACAAGAUGACAGGUACUGCAGGGGCUAUUUUAGCAAGCAAUGCGCCUGGCCUCGCGGGAAGGUCCUCGGAGGCUGCAGCAGCACUAAUGCCAUGUUCUACGUCAGAGGAAAUAAGUUGGAUUACGACGAGUGGGCAGCAGACGGCAAUAAAGGCUGGAGCUACGACGAUGUACUGCCUUACUUUAAGAAAAGCGAAAAUUUCAGCGAACCCCUCACUGGAGAUCUAAAGAACUACCAUAGUAAUGAAGGCUGCCUAAGCGUCGAAAUGAAAGAUGACGUUGACGCUUUGGAAAAAAUUAUCAUCCAAGCUGCGAUUGAAACAGGCAUGAAAUUCAUUCCAGACAUUAAUGGAGCUGAUCAGAUGGGUGUGAGUAAAUCUUCAACGACUACCAAAGAUGGAAUUCGUCACAGUACUUCCAGAGCUUUUCUAAGUCCAGUUAAAGAUAGGAAAAAUCUCCAUGUGUUGAAAAAUGCCCAUGUAACCAAAUUACUCUUUAAACCAAAUUCCAACAUAGUUAGCGGCGUUGUAGUACAUAAAGAUGGAAAAGACAUCAAUGUUAACGCAGUAAAAGAAGUAGUUGUGUCAGCAGGUGCGAUCAACACACCACAACUGUUAAUGCUGUCAGGAAUUGGACCAAGAGAACAUCUAGAAAAGUUAACUAUAGAAGUCAAAGCCGACCUACCCGUUGGAGAAAAUUUAAAGGAUCAUCUAUAUAUUCCAACGUACUACACAAUUCCUGGUGAUAAGAGUCUUAGUUCGCUGCCAAGUGUUGUCGGUAUGUUUUCACAAUAUAUGUUACAGAGAGAAGGGCCAUUAAGUACAACAGCACCGUUCAGAAUAAUAUCAUUCAUGAACACUAGUGACCCUCAAGCGACGAGCCCAGAUAUACAGUUUCAUUACGUAGUUUUACCACCGAGUGUUUCUAAUUUUGUAGAUAUGUACGGUGUACACGAGUGUAGUGAGGAAUAUAGAAGAAAUAUCAAUAAUAUUAAUGAAGAUCACUUUCUUUUAAUAGUAGCAGCAGUUUUACUUCGUCCAAAAUCUUCAGGAAGGAUCUCACUUAAAAGUAAAGAUCCAUUUGAAAAGCCGUUAAUUCAUGCCAACUAUUUUGACGACGCGGAUGAUAUGGAUACUGUGUUAAAAGCAUUAAAGAGUCAUGCGUUAAAACUAGCUGAAUCACCAACACUAAAGGAGGCAGGUUUUCGUCUACAAUGGUUAGAUAUGGAGUCUUGUAAAAAGUAUGACAAGAACUCGGAUGAGUUUUUGGAUUGCUGGUCGAGGGAGGUAACCUUUUCGUUGUACCAUCCUGCUUCAACUGCUAAAAUGGGCCCAGACGACGAUGAUACUGCAGUAGUAAAUAGUGAAUUGAAAGUCAGAAAAGUGGAGAGAUUAAGAAUAGCGGAUGCAAGUAUCAUGCCUAAAAUUGUUAGAGGCAAUACUAAUGCCCCAACCAUUAUGAUUGGAGAAAAAGCUGCAGACAUGAUAAAACGAUCCUGGUUAGACGUUCAUAGUGAACUUUAAUCGAAAGCGUUUUUUGAAAGACGAGAGUAGUUAUUAGAGUUUAAGUACAAAUAUUUAUAAUGUUAUAUGUAAGUACAAAAUAAACAUUUCUAAUUUAUUUUUA
Messenger RNA from Pectinophora gossypiella (pink bollworm), 2122 nucleotides. RefSeq names its product glucose dehydrogenase [FAD, quinone]-like. Lineage: Eukaryota; Metazoa; Arthropoda; Insecta; Lepidoptera; Gelechiidae. The transcript has 4 exons. The record is from RefSeq and is a predicted model, not a curated record. Gene Ontology annotation, molecular function: ecdysone oxidase activity; flavin adenine dinucleotide binding. Bases 145 to 2019 code for a protein of 624 amino acids.